AUGGGAUUAGGAUAUGAGGCUAAGAAAGUCAGUAAUGCUAGAGCAUCACAUCGCCACAGAGGACAUCAAGGGAAACAGUGCUAUUUUUGUGGAGUUGUGGGUCAUAUCAAGGCGUUCUGCAACAAGUUUUGUGCUAGAGUUGAUCACGCCUGGAGACAAGGACGCUACUACUGGAAUCAUGGACUGAACCAAGUCUUCAUCAGAAGACUGAUCUUUACCAGAAUCCUGCUCGACGUACAGCACCAGGUGGUACAAGACAGCGAUUCUGCUCCAAUAUGGCACUAUUUGAAGAAAGCAAUGAGGUGGACAACACAGGAACGUGGUACUUCGACAGCGGUUGUUCCAGACAUAUGA
This is a messenger RNA of Microthlaspi erraticum, 354 nucleotides long. The record is from the annotation of a GenBank genome assembly. NCBI's taxonomy places the organism in Eukaryota, Viridiplantae, Streptophyta, Magnoliopsida, Brassicales, Brassicaceae.